AUGGAACCAUUUCAAUUUGCUACUGCUAGGAUCCUAGACCCUAGGCAUGAGAAUCCAGGGAAUAAUACACCCUUGGAGGACCCUGUUGCCAGGGAAGAGGAAACCCCUUUGGUAGAUGAGGCAACCAGGAAUAAGACAGUGAAGGAUUUUAUUGAAGACUUCUUUGCCAAAUUCCCUAAGGAGACUCAACCAGCAAAAACUGAGGCAAACAAGAAACAGAUUACUAAUGACCACCUUACAAGUACCCAAAAGGUCUAUGGAUUCUUAAUGGAACUAGUAAUGGGAGUCAAAAGGUUGGAGAAACAUAUUGACAACCAUCUGAAGAUGGAACAGGAAAUGCUAGAUCAAGGUAUUUCUCAGGAAGUAAUUGACUAA
Rhizoctonia solani is the source of this 375-nucleotide messenger RNA. RefSeq lists its product as uncharacterized. The record is from RefSeq and is a predicted model, not a curated record. Bases 1 to 375 code for a protein of 124 amino acids. Lineage: Eukaryota; Fungi; Basidiomycota; Agaricomycetes; Cantharellales; Ceratobasidiaceae. The transcript has a single exon.